CGUCCUACCCCCCGACACUCCUACAAAUGCUCUCAUCCCUUGUUUUCCCCAAACCAGGAUUGCCCAUUGCCAACCCCAGGGAGGCUGUGAGGAAGAGGAAGAUGGCCCGGGACACUGAGGCAGGAGCUGAGCAUGGAGAGCAGGGAGGACAAAUGCCCACGGCAGAACGUGGUGGAAGAGGCCGUUUUGAGCGGCUCCACGGCGCAAGAAGCCAAUGGGGAGGAAAAGCCCCGGAGAUGCCGCACGAGGAGGGGCUGCAAACGCAGCUGGCAGGGAUCUGAGGAGGAAAGAGCCAGCCUGGGUCAGGAAGGCGGCCGGAGACGGAGCCAGAGCUCGGAGCUGGUGCUCCAUGAGCAGCUCCAUGGUGGGGAGAAGCCCCAUACGUGCGAGGAGUGUGGGAAGAGCUUCAGGCAGAAAGGCGACCUGAUUGUGCACCAGAGGAUCCACACUGGGGAGAAGCCCUACGAGUGUGGGGAGUGUAGGAAGAGCUUCAGCCAGAGCUCCAGCCUGAUUGUGCACCAGAGGACCCACACUGGGGAGAGGCCCUACGAGUGUUCCAAGUGUGGGAAGGGGUUUAAGACCAGCUCCAAUCUCCUCCAGCACUAUCAGAGUCACAGAGAGGAGAGGCCCUUCCAAUGCCCCGACUGCAGGAAGGGAUUCAAGUACAACUCCCACCUCAUCAGACACCGGCGCAUCCACACUGGGGAGAGGUCCUACGAGUGUGAUAAAUGCAGGAAGAGGUUUCAGGCCAGCUCCAAUCUCCUCCUGUACCAUCGGAUUCACACAGAAGAGAGGCCCUUCCGUUGCCCUGACUGCGGGAAGGGAUUCAAGUGCAACUCCCACCUCGUCACCCACCGGCGCAUCCACACUGGGGAGAGGCCCUACGAGUGUCCCCAGUGUGGGAAGAGCUUCUCACAGAGCUCUGCCUUGACCAAACACCAACGGAGGCACCACUAAGGGAAGCCCUGCGAGUGCCCCGAGUGCGGGCAGAGCUUCGUGCGCUGCUCCAGCUCCAUCCCCCACUGGAGGAGGCACUUUGGGCACAGCCCUGGUCACUCACAUUCCCUGUGAUCCAUGUUGGGAACACACCUGGCUGCUUCGCCUUUUGGUUUGGCCUCUGCUUCACCUUCAUCCUUUAAAAACACCCAAAACUGGGUUAAAUGAAGGAAAUUGAUCAAAUAGAUAGAUCUGAAGUUCCAUAAUUGCUGAGUUGUUUUAGAGGGAAUUUAGUAUUUGGGGACACGUUCUGUGUGGAGUGCUGUUGUUGCUAAGAGGCAGG
Messenger RNA from Zonotrichia leucophrys gambelii, 1279 nucleotides. RefSeq names its product zinc finger protein 239-like. The record is from RefSeq and is a predicted model, not a curated record. The transcript has 2 exons. NCBI's taxonomy places the organism in Eukaryota, Metazoa, Chordata, Aves, Passeriformes, Passerellidae. Gene Ontology annotation, molecular function: DNA-binding transcription factor activity, RNA polymerase II-specific; RNA polymerase II cis-regulatory region sequence-specific DNA binding. Gene Ontology annotation, biological process: regulation of DNA-templated transcription. Bases 133 to 957 code for a protein of 274 amino acids.